AUGUCACUCAUCCAGCAGCCCACUUGGGGCUUUGAGCCACCGACAGAAACUCCUGACUACCACACACCCACCCUCGAAGAGCUCUCGAACGAGUUGAUCGAUAAGAUAUUCAGCUUCAUCACUGACAAGCGUGAUCUCUAUCGGUUGAUGAUGACCAGCAAGCACUGCCGCGAUCACGUUCUCCCGGUCUUGUACCAGAGUUUGAGCAUCGCCAUCGGCAUCAAGCUCGACGAGAAGCUGAAGAAACUCGCGACUGGACACAAUGUUGGGCUUUGCUACACGCGUGAAGUCGUCGCCUAUCCUGACGCCACCUACUUCGACGACCCGGAGAGGGCUCAAGAUCAACUGGACAACAUCAUCAAUCACUUCACACCCAACUCUUUGACCCCCUUCUGCUGGAAAGUUCCAUACUCACUCCUCCCCUGCCUCUCGCAAACUUUGUGGCAGCAACAGCGCAACCUGCAGCGGCUCGAAAUCAUUCCGCUCCGCUCGUCGGGUAUGCGGGGCGCAGGGCGCGACAUCGAUCUAUACGCGGAAAUGAAGGAUGCCAAGUUCACGAGCCUUCAAGCUGUGCGUGCCGUGGUCGCGACUGUUGACGAUGUGCGCCUGGCGUCUGUCGCGUUGCGAUGCGGCAAAGUCAGUACUCUGGAAGUCGAUGCGCGCAUAUGGAGCGGUCGGCGACGCACGCGCAAUCGAGCAGACAGGCCAGGACGAGUGGUCGAACGAAGGGCAGGCCCAGCAGAUUGA
Molecule: messenger RNA, 747 nt
Organism: Saxophila tyrrhenica
Lineage: Eukaryota; Fungi; Ascomycota; Dothideomycetes; Mycosphaerellales; Extremaceae
Exons: 2
Coding region: 1-747 (248 amino acids)
Molecular function (GO): protein binding
Source: RefSeq, a predicted model, not a curated record